Perca flavescens (yellow perch) is the source of this 1075-nucleotide messenger RNA. RefSeq lists its product as uncharacterized. The transcript has 4 exons. Bases 219 to 833 code for a protein of 204 amino acids. The record is from RefSeq and is a predicted model, not a curated record. NCBI's taxonomy places the organism in Eukaryota, Metazoa, Chordata, Actinopteri, Perciformes, Percidae.
UUUAUUUUGAAAUCUUUAACUUGCAUGCUUUUAUUUUGAAAGCGCAAUACAGCGUCUUGCCACCGGCCCGCCCCCUCAACGGCAGACUGUUUGGGAAGCGGAGUUUGCAGCUGGCAGUGGCGACAGGUAGUCAGAAGUUAAGAUGAAAAGACAGCAGCAGCUCAGUUUAAGUGAUUUCUUUCUCAUGGGGAAGAAAAGAAAGAAAGGAAAUAGAUCAGAUGAAGUUCAGCUGGAAACUAACAGUGGUGACACUGGUGAGGGUGAUGCAGGGAGAGCCAGCACUGCAGAGCUGCAGAGAAGAUGCAAACAUGGCCCAGGAGGAGAGCCACUUCAAACUCUGGCAGAGAAAGCAGACACACAGGCAAAUGUGCCAUCAUUCAGCAUGCUCACUGGACCUCAUGCACAAUGUGAAAGGCUCAUACUUCAGUAGGAUAAUGAAGCCACUGUGGAUUCUUUCUUGUUACUGCUUCUAUAUCUGCCUCUCAUCUGACAACACAGCUGAGGAUAUUACUUCUCUAGGAGAUGGACAAAUACUGAGAACAGAUCAUGAUGUUGCCCUGCCAGGUGAGGAUGGCAAUUCUGGUGGGAUCGAGAAGAAGACGAAGGCAGAGCAUGCCGCAGUGGGGAUAGGUGUUUUCAGAGCCGGCCUGAGGCAUAAGCAAACUAAGGGGCUGCUUGGGGCCACCAGGGGGCCCCCAAUCGAGUGUUGUUUUUUUCUCCUUAACAUUCACCGACGGUCCCAUCUGGGCUCCCGUAGUUCAGAAUGGGCCCAGCCCUCCCCCCACGCGUUUGCUAUGGAGAUACACAAACAACAUGGCAGCGACAACGGCUAAUAUUAGUUAUUUUCUUAACUAGUCGCUUCAUUACUUACUUAACCGUAAUCUCCGUCGAAAUGACCGGCAACACAUGGUGCUCUUUACCCGGCUCAAAAUCACCUAUUCUUGAAUAACUGAACCACGAACUACCGCUGACCUGACGGAGCGAGUAUUGGACGGAGCACCAUGGAGCACCGUCAGCUGUUGAGGAACUCGGUUGCAGCUCAACACACCUACUAGAACGCGUCAUUAACCCGCUU